This is a messenger RNA of Xylaria bambusicola, 2019 nucleotides long. RefSeq names its product kinase-like domain-containing protein. Gene Ontology annotation, biological process: protein phosphorylation. NCBI's taxonomy places the organism in Eukaryota, Fungi, Ascomycota, Sordariomycetes, Xylariales, Xylariaceae. The record is from RefSeq and is a predicted model, not a curated record. Bases 213 to 1748 code for a protein of 511 amino acids. The transcript has a single exon. Gene Ontology annotation, molecular function: ATP binding; protein serine/threonine kinase activity.
ACCUCGAUUAUCUGUGUGAACCACGAGCCGACGCUGAACGCCGACGAGGCACCCGCCGACCGUGAAUCGGGGCGGGCUAAUACUUCACCGUCACUAGGAAGAUAUACUUGACGAUAAUUACACAUAGAAAAACCAGGGGUCUCUUUUGAUCCAGCAAGGACGCCCAGGAGGCGAGGACAGGACCCCGGAUUCCUAAUACCGACGACGUCAAGAUGCUCCCACCGGCGGCUCCCGCACUCACUACCGUUCGGGGCUUUGCCCCAACUCCAAUCAUGACACCUAUGGUGUCCGGCGACGAGGACUCGGAUUGCUGCGCAACGCCGCCUCUAUCUGCUAGACGCAGUCGCCCCCACCGCAUUGACGAUGUGGUUAGUGCAAACUGUAGCCCUCUCCUCCGAGGCGCUCAGUCUCCUGCAAUGAGCGGCAUUGCCAAGUUGCGCACACAACUCGAACCUCUUAGCCUCAAUGACUCCCCGACGAGCACUAUGACCCGAACACGUAGUAACAGUCGACCCCGCUACACGAGCAGCACUACCAGCAGCCAGAUCGGCAGUAGUGAUGAUGAUGCAUCAUUGGAGAGCGGGACGGUGUCCUAUGAGGUAAAGCUCGAGCACGACUUUGUGAGCGACAGUGUUCGUGAAAAGCCCAUGUAUGGUGCCGUUGAAGGUGGACUUGUGCCUCGCAAAAUGCAACCGGACGAUUUCGAGCCUUUACGUUGCCUUGGUAAAGGCACCUACGGAACUGUGCUUCUUGUUAAGCAGCGAAAUACUGGCCGCCUUUACGCACAGAAGCAGUUUAAGAAGGCAUCUGUGAUCGUUCAGAAGAAGCUAGUUGAGCAGACUAAGACAGAGCGACAAAUCCUUGAGUCUGUUAGUAGACACCCAUUUGUCGUGAACCUCUAUUAUGCUUUUCAAGAUCGCGAGAAGCUCUAUCUCAUUUUGGAGUAUGGACAAGGCGGCGAGCUAUUCACCCACCUGAGCACGGAGAAGAUGUUCUCAGAAUCGACUGCUGCUUUCUACAUGGCAGAGAUGGUCCUUGCCUUAUCUUAUCUCCAUGAUUCUCUUGGUGUAGUCUAUAGAGAUCUGAAGCCGGAGAAUUGUCUAUUAGAUGCGCAUGGCCAUCUGCUUCUCACCGACUUCGGCCUUUCAAAGGUAGCUGUUGGUGAUGACGAUAGUUGCAAGUCCAUCCUUGGGACAGUUGAAUAUAUGGCUCCAGAGGUUAUCCUUGGAAAUAAAUACGGAAAAGCAGUUGAUUGGUGGUCUUUCGGAGCCCUGGGCUACGACCUUAUGACGGGUAACCCACCAUUUCGAGGCGCAAACAACGCCAAAGUUCAACACAACAUUGUCAAGCAAAAGGUUGUCAUGCCUUACUUUUUGAGUCUUGAUGCCAAAGACCUUCUUGCCCGCUUGUUGAGGAAGGAUCCUGCCAAGCGAUUGGGUUCGCGUAUGCCAAAAGACCUCGAGCUCAUCAAACGCCACAGGUUCUUCCGCAAGAUCGACUGGAAGAAACUCGCAGCGAGAGAGAUGGAGCCACCAAUUCAGCCGAUGAUUACCGACCCGGAGCUAGCAGAAAACUUCGCUCCCGAGUUUACGGACCUUUCUCUUAGCCCUCUCACCACAACCAAGGACCCGUGGAGCGGUAUGUCACCUGGAGGGAGCUUUAAGGAAGACCCCUUCGGUGGAUUCAGCUUUGUUGCCCCUAGCAGUCUGCUGGAGAAACACGGAUGCAUGAUGGCUGGAGCCUACUGAGUAUAAUUUUCCCAGAUGCUAACGAAGAUGUGGCGCGGCUUUCAUCAAUCCGGAUAUGAGGAAGGGGAUUGUGGUUGAUGAUAUGGUCGAUAGCGCGCUAGCAAAUGUUGGAAUGACCUUGAUAAGAUGCAGCUUACUGCUGCACCAAUGCGAUGACAGCACUUUUCAUUAUUUUCUCGCUUUACUUCUCUGCUACUGGAAUUCGUGGCGCAUUGUUUUUGUUAGGAGUUUGGACAGGGAGAUGGGAUAUUGUUAUUAUAGACGCCUGCAG